Molecule: messenger RNA, 733 nt
Organism: Stereum hirsutum FP-91666 SS1
Lineage: Eukaryota; Fungi; Basidiomycota; Agaricomycetes; Russulales; Stereaceae
Exons: 3
Coding region: 221-523 (100 amino acids)
Source: RefSeq, a predicted model, not a curated record
CAGUCUACAUUCCUUAUCGAUAUCCUGUCCUCGAUACUGGGAUAGUUCACUCUCUACUCCGACUCUGUUCUAUGCAUUCACGGCAUCCCGUCUUUCGUUUUGACAUCUCCUUCGCAUACGACCAUCUUAUUACCUUCCGAUUACUUCUCUUGAGGCCGUUUCCAGCAAUUCCUACUACCUCUGGUUGAACCCCCUCCGCCGCUCUCCAGCUGCUCGUCGCAUGGAUACACGCACUUCUAUCUUGUCUUUAACCUCAAAAUACUCCAGUCUUGUGACUCAAUAUAUGCAUCAUUCAGUUCUUGACCACGGACAGCUUCACGUGAGCUUCACGAUCCUAAAUGCGGUGAAGACAUCAGACGUUGGGUUAGAGGAUCCAGAGGAAAGACGUGGGGUAACACAAUUAUUGGAGGUCAAACUAUCCAUCACCCUCACGCCCGUCACCUUAUUCAAUCAACCCCACCACCGUCUACCCACCAUCCGCAACAACAACAUCGCCCUUCAGUUUACAUCUCGAGUCCUCUAAUACGACGCCAAGAUGGAUAUCCGGAACGUUUGAACGGUGGUCGUCCCAUGACGUGCACCCGCCGUGGCUCCCACUACGAUGUCGAGUGCGAACUCGAUACAGUCAGUACCGAAGGCUAGCUCGAAAUUGUCGCAGGUCGCGAGGUCGAUGUUGGCUGGUGAUGCCGCUGCUGCUGUUAGUGAGAAUGGCAAUGGAAAGGUAGACAACAGG